Molecule: messenger RNA, 3078 nt
Organism: Hippoglossus stenolepis (Pacific halibut)
Lineage: Eukaryota; Metazoa; Chordata; Actinopteri; Pleuronectiformes; Pleuronectidae
Product: proline-rich protein 7
Exons: 3
Coding region: 1202-2104 (300 amino acids)
Source: RefSeq, a predicted model, not a curated record
CCGACACACGACGCUCAGCUGCCGGCGUCAGACACAGUGACCGGGGCAGAGGACGCAGGACGCAGGACGCAGGAGGCAGGACGCAGGACGCAGAUUCAGGAGGACGCAGGACUCGUCGGGGACGCAGUCGGUGGAGGUGCGUCAUCUGAGGAGAGAUAAAUUACAGAGCAGCGUGACACCGAGGAGUCCCGUCGGGAUCUGAGACGGAGGAAUUCUGGUCCUGGUGGUGCAGACGGACCCCGACUCCGACCCCCCCGCCUUCCUGCAGGGACCAGCUGUUUGACCUCGCUCGGAGGAACUGGUCACAUCACCUCUGGGGUUUUUUGGCGCUUCUGAUUGGACGUCGCCUCAGAUCACCUGACCUGGCCUCAUGCGAUGAUGUCACAUUUUUAUCUUUCGUCAGAAAAGACUAAAUGUUUUCAUCCUCCUCAGAAAUCUGAGGAUUGAUUAUCGAGGAUUCUGCUGGAGAAUUCAAACAGACGUUUAUCUGUCGUCCUGUGGAAAAACGGUGUGAGUUUAUCUCGGGAUUCAAACCGUUUCCAUCUCAACGAAGAUCGUUUCAGCUGCUGGAGUUUAUUUAAUCUGGACGUACGAACAAACACAGAGAAAGAUGUUUUUUAAUUUGACUGCAGGUUAACUCAUGUUUCCUCAUCCAGACGUUUUACUAACUUUUCAAUGUAGAAAAGUUGAAAUGUCCUUUGAUUUAUUGAUCUGUAAACCAGACGGAAAAUAAUGAGACUUUAUUGAGUGAGAAUCAAAGUGAAUUUACACAUUUAAUUGAAGAUGUUGUUGUUCAGACAUGUGACUCUUAUUACAAACAUCGACUGGAUCGCUUCUUCAUCUUUGUAGUUUUUUCCAUCGUUGCUGAUCUCAGAAACUUUUUUAUGAAACAUUUCAAGUAGAAAACAUUUGAACACGUGUUUGAUUUCUUUAAACAAGAACUUUUUUUUGUGAUAAUUUGAGGGACGAAGAGUCCGACGUGCUCGUCACUGAAGGACAUUCUGCAGUUUCACCAGCUACCACCGGAGUUUCAUUACUUUAUUUCCCACGUUGGAUUAUUUUCAGCGAAAGUGAUCAAAGUGUCACAUUUAGUCGUUUUGACUCUGGAGACGACUCGUUCCCUCAGUGAGCUUCAGGACCUUGUGUAUAAUCUGAAAUCAGCUCUUCUGACCUCUUGGGGAACUCGCUCCCCGUCACUGCCAUGGGGAUGUCGCAGGGCACCUACACCUUCCUGGCCUGUUUCUCCGGGUUCUGGUUGGUCUGGGCCCUCGUGGUCAUGCUCUGCUGCUUCUGCAGCUUCCUGCAGCGGCGGCUGAAGCGGCGCCGUGAGGAGCGUCUCCGGGAGCAGUGUCUACGGACUGCAGAGAUGGAGCCGCUCAGCUGUCAACCUGCAGGAUACCGGCCUCCUCCACCGCCGCAGCCGCCGCCGCCGCUGCAGCUGCCCAGAGAGCCGCCGCAGUUCUGUCCUCCUCACACCCUGUCGCCGCCACUUCCUCUGCCGGUUCCUCAUCCACUGCCACAAGCCACCUGGGUCAGCAUGCCAGACGCUGAUAUGCUCGGGAAGCCGCCCUGCUACGAGGUGGCCGUCCUGAUGGAGGAUCCUCCUCCGCCCUACAGCGAGGUCUUGGCCGACCCACGUGGGGGCACCUACCUGAAACCCGCCCCGCUUCGCGCAGCGCCACCACCUGUCAGGGAACAUCAGGAUCCCGCUCCUGUGUUCAUGUCCGAGACCAGCAAGCUUCCUGUGGCGACUGUGUUCCCUGGUCGAGGCUACUCCUCCCUGAUACGCCUGCCUUCAUCGCAGCGCUGGGACUCCCUGGGUCACCUCCUGUCCAACAUGGACUUGAACCACAACAACCUCACGCCGCCGGCGGCGCGCUCCCUGCAGGAUGCCGCCGCUAUGGCAACCAUGCCCCGCCGUGAGCCCAGGACUCAGCAUGAUGGACUUGGGAUCAGAGGCGGAAUACAAGGACUUCAAGGGGGGACACCGGGAUUCCAAGGAGAGUUCCAGGGGCUUCAGGGGGUCCACAGACUGAGGGGCCUGGAGUCCAGCUGUGGCCUUCCUACAGCCUUCCCCCUGCUGGGUCGGAGCACGGCGGUUUAGGCCUGGAUGUUUCCCAACCUGCUGCAGAGUCGGCCCGUCUCUGAAGAGCUUCACUCAGGAGAUGUUUAAUGACAGACUUCCUGUGCGCCUGCCUCCAGCCUGCUCGCUGUUUCCAGCAGCAGAAGCAGAGACUUUCAUUCCCCACAGAGAUGAAAGAGGGUUAAAGUGCUGCGAAGGUGUCAGGGGUUCAAUUCCCUGCGCUGCCCCGUGGGCGAAGCGUCACUUACUCUGCCGGUACUGUGGCUGUUGAGCUCUCUGCAUGCGUGUGUGUGGGUAAAACAGGAAAUAACACCGCUUCAAAGCGUGCUGAGUCAUGGAGGUGUCCUGGUGUCAUUUCAACCUUAAUUGAGUCGAGGUUCUUUUAAAGAGACGAGGAGGGAGGAGAGAACGAGUCGGUAACGAGGUGGAGGACGAGCGACUAAAUGAGCAACGAGUACUGCUGCUUCUGAACCUUUCAUCCACGUCCCUCCGCCUGUAUUUCCAUCGCUGCCUCCUCUUUUCAAGUGGCCCUCUCCUUCUCUCCAUCCCUCUCCUCUGUGCCCCAGCAACCUAUUGUACCAGUCUGCUGUUGCCAUGGCGCCCAGGAACUGUCUGUUGCCCACGACGACAUCCCCUCUUUUAUCUGCUCUGAUUUUUUGAACACUCUGUUCGCAGCUUGCCUCUCCUCUCAAGGACCGGGAGCAUUAACAGUAAGAAGAAGAACCGGCGCCGACCUUCGCAGACUGUUUUCACAGCCGAGGACAGAGCAGCAUUUUGUAACGCGCUGCUUAGUUAACGUCUUCUUCGACUGGUUCAGCCUGGAAGUUACGGCACUUUGGUCGCAGGAGGACGUCAACUGAGCCUAAUUUUUCACGAACAGAUUUAAUAUCAUUCCUUUUAAGCUUUGUGACAAACGCCUUCUCUCUUGUGAAAUAAAAACACCUUCACCUGCCGACCUGCUUGGUCCAGUAAUGGAAGUGGAAAAGGUUACAGGU